ACUGAAUUGGCUGGUGCAGGAACUCAACGGCUUCCACGGCUUAUUGGCCUCACUAAAGCUCUUGAAAUGAUGCUGACGUCCAAACCUGUGAAAGGGAAAGAAGCUUAUGCGCUAGGGCUUGUUGAUGCUAUUGUUCCACCUGGUGAUUUGCUAAUAACUGCUCGUCACUGGGCCAUAGAAAUUGCGGAGUGCAGGCGGCCUUGGAUAAAGAGCCUUUAUAAAACUGACAAAGUAGGGUCAUUGAGGGAAGCUAAAGAAAUUAUCAAGUUUGCAAGAGCUCAGGCACAAAAGCAAUCUGCUUAUCUCGAACAUCCACGAGUUUGUAUUGAUGUCAUAGAAGAAGGUAUUGUAUCAGGGCCUCGUGCUGGACUUCUGAAGGAAGCAAAUGCUUCUUGGACUCUUCAGUUCUCUCCCACAAGCAAAAGUUUGGUGUGUUCUUUGCGCAACGAGCUACUACCAAGGUUCCUGGAAUUUCUGACUUGGGUUUGACCCCUAGAAAUAU
Molecule: messenger RNA, 502 nt
Organism: Dendrobium catenatum
Lineage: Eukaryota; Viridiplantae; Streptophyta; Magnoliopsida; Asparagales; Orchidaceae
Product: glyoxysomal fatty acid beta-oxidation multifunctional protein MFP-a-like
Exons: 4
Coding region: 67-489 (140 amino acids)
Biological process (GO): fatty acid beta-oxidation
Cellular component (GO): peroxisome
Molecular function (GO): (3S)-3-hydroxyacyl-CoA dehydrogenase (NAD+) activity
Source: RefSeq, a predicted model, not a curated record